Molecule: messenger RNA, 2185 nt
Organism: Toxotes jaculatrix (banded archerfish)
Lineage: Eukaryota; Metazoa; Chordata; Actinopteri; Toxotidae
Product: protein FAM53C-like
Exons: 5
Coding region: 208-1443 (411 amino acids)
Biological process (GO): protein import into nucleus
Cellular component (GO): nucleus
Source: RefSeq, a predicted model, not a curated record
GCUGUGUGCAGCUUCGGUUGCUAAGGAAACACUGAAUGCAGGUGGCAUAAAGAUGAUGGUGGCAUAGUGAGCAAGCAGGUCAGUCUGGCUGGUUGAGGUGUGGAGGGGACACCACAAACCACGCCAGGAUUCUGACUAAUAAAAUUUCCACUGCCCUCAGUAAAUCUCCUCAUUAUCCAUGUCUAUCCCGGGAUCAUAGCUACAAUUAUGGUGACGCUUAUCACAGAGCAGCUCCGUAAGCAAAGUCUGGAAGAGCCUUAUCACAAGGCUUUCUCAUUCAAUGUGAAUGUGUCAUUACCUGCAGUGGGCUCCAGUCCCACUGUCUCGUGGAGUGCAUGCAGAUCAAGACAAGAGACCAGCUCAGCAACACACCCGUCAUCCAGAGCCAACCUUCUGGAUGAUUCCUGUGGACUCGACUCCUUAUGGCCUCGGCCUUCCCAUUCUGGAGAACGUCUCCAGAGAAUGGAGGUCUCCUUCACAGACGAGGCUUUCCAAAGCUCACCUCCACCACCACCCCCAAAACGCCACUGUCGGUCGCUUUCUGUUCCGGAAGACCUGUCUCGGUGCCGCUCCACCUGGCAUCCUAGUGCAUCAAAGGUUUGGACCCCGGUCAAACGUGGCUGCCAAAGUGGAGGAGCAUCUAGUUCAGGCUCUGGAGCCAGCUCUUUGCCACUUUGUGGUCCCAGUUCCUCUUUCACCUCCUCCUCCCUACACUCAUCCUCUAGCCCUACCUUCUUUAGCUUAGCACUGUCCUCUGACUCCCCACUACCAUGGAGCUUCCCAUGGGACCCCUGUGACACACUGAAAGGAGCCUGUUCUGCCUCCUUUGCUACUCCUUCAUCCUGCUCCUCUUCACCGGCCCCCCUGAUUUCUCACUCAGUGCUGCAGCGACGCUUCUCCCUCUCCCCUGUGCACAUUCAGGACACCUCUGUGGUGCUCCUGCCCCCCCAGCCCUGCCCUGCUUCUGCUCUGACAUAUGGCUGUUCUGGCAUGGAGCAACCAGCCCUGUCUCCGUCUCCCACUUCAGCCUGCAGCACACCAUCCUCCUCUAGGCGCGACCUGCAUCCAGCGCUGCCACGAUGCCACUCACAGCCCUGCGACAUGCGCAAACCUCGCUUGAAGAGGCGCCAUGAUCCAGAUGUUCUUCCUUACCCCAGGCCAGGCCUUGACUUCAGCAAGAUGACACAGAUUGGUAAUCGCGAGAGCCCAGUGUGUGGUACAGAUGGCUGCAUAGUUCCAGUGUCUUCCCAGGCAGAGCAGCGCUCAGCCUUCUCCCCUGCUGAGUUCCUGGGACGAGCCAGCAUUGGGCCACUAAGUGAAAGUGAAGAAGAAGACGAGGGGGAAGAAGAUAAAAGAAACAGGACUGUAAUAGAUGGAGGACAAAAGAUUGUUUUUGAAAGAGACUGCACCGAACUGGACUUGAAUCUUAUAGAAGAAAACUGACUAGUUGUUGGUGCUCCCAACAUGAUCACUGCAUUCAUAACCAUGUUAAGCACACCAGUAGGCUUUGUGUGCUUUUCUGGCAGAAUCCUUGGGAACCUGCUGCCCUCCUAAGGCGUCCAGAGUUUGUAAUCAAAAACCAAGCAAUUAGGGUUAUCAAAUAUCAAAUUACAAUGUUAUGAUUGUAACACUUGAGCUAGUUCACUGUUCAACAUUUCACAAAAAUGUCAGUGCCUGCCUAUUCAACACACCAUAGGGAAAUGUGCAUGAGCAAAUAAGCAAGUCUUCAUGCACAGACUUUUGGGUAUUUCAUAUUGAUACAAGUCUUAAUUAGCAUUAACCAUUGGUAUGCAUCUUGAUAUCCUUAUCAAAGAACACUAUAUACUGCAGUUAGCAGAAUAUUCUUAAUAUUUCCUCAUAUGUGACUGAGGCAAAAGUUAACGGGAUAGAGUAGAUAAGCGUUCCUCAGUGGGUCUCUGAAUCUGGAUAUGAGUGUAGAUGAGCUGGUAAAGGUGGACAUAAUGUUGCCAUAUGUAGGACAAAAUAUGCGGGUAGCCCAAAAAAAAAAUAAGAAUACUAUCUAUAUGUAAACAUUCUCCUGUAUAUUGAACAGGAUACAUUCCAAGAUUUUGCUGCAGUUCCUUAAAUCCCUCACAAACCCUAAAAAAAAAACAAAAAAAAAACAAACAUCUAUGUUUACUGCUGUUCUGUCAUUGAUUUAGCUUGUCCUUUUGGAGCAACUCUA